Molecule: messenger RNA, 2968 nt
Organism: Bolinopsis microptera
Lineage: Eukaryota; Metazoa; Ctenophora; Tentaculata; Lobata; Bolinopsidae
Exons: 21
Coding region: 1-2517 (838 amino acids)
Source: RefSeq, a predicted model, not a curated record
AUGAAUGAACUGUCCGCUCUUUUGCACAUAGGACUUACAGCCAGGCCUGUGAUUGGUCCUCGUGGCCACAGGGUGGCUUGGCACGGUGACACAAAGGCUCUAAACAUCAUUGGAACUGGAGAGAAUAUCAUCCCCUCAAUACAUGUCCAGGAUCUCAGUAACAUUGUUACCUCGGUUGCAGAUGCUAAACCCAAAACUCGUUAUAUUGUAGCUGUUGACGAUUCAAUGAACUCUAUGACUGACAUUAUCACGGACAAAUGUGCGGACGCAGCAGCGGUAGAUGUGACUCUGAAAAUGUACCACAAUGAUACCACAAUCUGCUCGGCAGGAAUAUCGGGAGUUGGGUGUGAUUUUAAGUUCACUUUGGUGACCACAUCUGUAAACCGAACUACUACAACUCGAGUUGCAAUGUCCACUGUGUUCCUGCAUCUCACUACAACUGCUCUCAAAACGGGACCAGGAGAGUCCCAGCAAGCUUGUAGUCGCUGCAGGGCCUUCGAUUUGUGGCUGGGAUGCGAGCCUGAAGAUAACAAAGUUGUAUCGCUGUUUAAUGGACACAAGUGUGCAGCAGUGGAGAACGCCAACGUCAAGCUUAACUGUUCCUUAGGAGAUUCAGAUGGACUGACUCUAGAGUACAAAUGGUACAAGUCGAGCAAAGUGGGAGGGCAAUCCUUGGCUAGCAUGGCUUCAGAUGCUAAACAGAUAAACUGCACAUUUGAAGUGUGUGAUCUGAGCGAGGUGACGUGGUCGAGUGAGAUGAACCUGGAGAAGCACGACUCUCAUUUCUACCAAUGUGUUGUUACUGUGAAGGAGGGGGCUGAUGAGGCUGUGAAGACUGUGGCUACUUUGUAUAGUAACGUCCUGGCGGUGGAUGUUCAGAAGUAUGUAGCACCAGCCGGUGAAAUGGUGAGUGAGUCCCACUCAGUAGACAUUGGCACCGCUGAAGUGAAACUAGCCUGUGCUCUGCCAACCACCAACCCACCCUCUACUGCAGUAUGGAUAUAUUCCAAAGACGCUGACUCUAACGCAACGGCUAUAUCAAAUCAAGCAAAUAUGAUUGUGGUUCAAAACACCAUAAUUUCAACUGAUGCAAAGUUUGGGUACUCAGUAGGGAUGUUGGUGAUAAUGAACUUCAAGGCUGAUAAUGUAGGGGUGUAUAAGUGUGCUGUUCAACAUCAGACUUUGUUGGGUGUUGUUAAUCAGAAGGAUGUAGGCCUCUCACACUGUGGAAUCACACAAACCUCAGUGAGUGAGAGUCUGCGGAUAGUGAGCAAGGUUCAGAACCCCGCCUUCCUCUUCAACGACACAGACACCACCACUCUUACCUGUCUGGGGUCUAACAUUGUGGCUGGGGAGACGGCUCAACACUACUGGCAGAAAGCUGAGAGUGUGGAUGGUGUUAUUGCGUACAAGAACAUAACGAGUAGUGCUGACUUCCAAGUUAGCAACAACGGGAGGAGUCUCACCUUCACCAGGGAUUAUAGUCUAGCAGGAACCACCUUCAGAUGCCAGAUCCAGAAAGGAGUGCACUCUAUUCUGAUAAACGAGUUGCACCAAGCUCCCAUCAUCCCUAAAAGUGGGCACAUACCCACGGGGCUACAGUGUGGGGUGUCUAACAGCAGUGUAACAGUUGGUAUUGACAACCUGCUUACUGCUGAUGUCUCCAGUACUGGUGUAGUUCAGGUAUUGGCUGGAUCCAGUUACUUCUGGAAAGUGGACAAUGCUGUUAUCAACAAGUUCACCGAAGGAUACACGGUGUCUAGCUCUUCUCUAGGAAUGGAAGUGAAGGGAGAUGAACAGUGUCACUACCUUCAGAACUUUAAGUACAUUGAUAAUCUGUACUCAGUGCAGCAGAUACUAGCUGUCUCAGUGUUACCAGAAGACUACAAGACAGCCCCGACUGUGGAGCUGACAGAGAGUGGGGGAGACAUCGUCACCAUCACCUGCACAUCUAAACUGGACUCCAUCCCCGAGACUCUGCAAGAAAAGCUAGGACUGAACGUGUUGUUUGAUGUGGGCGGGUGUAUGGAGUACACUGACGCUGUGGUGGAGGUCUCUGAUAACACGGGAACAUGUGAUGAGAGUGUGACGAGGUGGAUGAAGUUGAACAAGAAGAAACUGUGCUCUGAGUGCGUGGUGAAGUGUGCUGCUGCUACUAGCUGUGUUACUAGUGAGGAGAAGAUUGUAAAAGUACCUGCAGGGAAAGAGAAUUGCGGGAGCGGAGAAACAGGUGCUGUGACAGACGAAAGCGGCUUGCCGACUUGGGGUGUUGCCCUUAUUUGCGUCGUGGUGAUCUUAGGAGUCAUCUUUAUCAGCGCCGUUUUCUUUUAUACCUACAUGCAACGACAGCAAAAUCACAGUGAUGGGAAGAUCCUUGGGGCGACUGUCCUUAAAGUCGACGCUGCUGAUGACAAAAUAUACUCAGUUCCGGCAAAAUCUCCGACUAAAGAGGUGGAAAAUGCGGAGAUAGUGAAGACGAUCACCCUGACUGACGAAAAUAGUCCUGACCUACCAUGAGAUAAAGAUAAGACUCGUAGAGUCGCGGUGGAAAAAUUAGACGUUCAAGCUAUUAGUUAUAGUAGAUGUUUUAAUUUUGAUAUGUGGAUUGUUAGCCCACAAAUCUUGUUGAAUGUAUAAAAAUGUCAUUGUUCUAGUCAAUAUUUCACUGUAAAGGUUUGUAUCUUGAUUAUUAAACUAUGCAGUAUGCAAUAGCUCGAAAUAUGUUAUAUUCCGCACAAUUUUCUGCUGAAUCUAACACAAUGACAACCUCACGAGAUUUUACUAACAGCCUGCUCUAAAUAAUCGUUUUCGUGAUCUCAUUAUCGGCUCUAGAGACGCCUUCUUUUCUUAUCAUUGAACAGAAAAUAUUGUAUGGUAACAUUAUGACGAAUCAUGGACAGUAAUUUUCAUAUGUUGAUUGAAUUUAUAACAUUGCGACAUAGCUUAAUAUCUUAUUUACUGUACAAGA